Molecule: messenger RNA, 1404 nt
Organism: Manihot esculenta (cassava)
Lineage: Eukaryota; Viridiplantae; Streptophyta; Magnoliopsida; Malpighiales; Euphorbiaceae
Product: senescence-specific cysteine protease SAG39
Exons: 2
Coding region: 70-1098 (342 amino acids)
Cellular component (GO): lysosome
Molecular function (GO): cysteine-type endopeptidase activity
Source: RefSeq, a predicted model, not a curated record
CACAAUCUACAAACUCUUCACCUGUAAUCACCAGCUUGAACAGCAAUAUUAUAUUUACUUGGCAGAACAAUGGCUGCAAUUCUUGAAAACAAGAUAAUUUUUAUGGUGGUUUUGGUAGUGGGGCUCUGGGUGUCUCAAGCCUGGUCCCGCUCUCUGAAGGAUGCAACCAUGGCUGAGAAGCAUGAAAUUUGGAUUGCUAAAUAUGGACGUGUAUAUAAAGAUAAUGCUGAGAAGGAAAGACGCUUUAAUAUAUUCAAGGAGAAUGUGGAGUUCAUUGAAUCCUUCAACAAUGCUGGGCAUAGGCCUUACAAGCUUGGCGUCAAUGCAUUUGCAGACCUUACUAAUGAAGAAUUCAGGAAUUCCAAAAAUGGAUACAGAAGUUCUUCCAUUUUUAAGACACCUGAAACAUCACCGUUUAGGUAUGAAAAUGUCACUACAGUGCCAACUUCCAUUGAUUGGACAAAGAAAGGAGCUGUCACACCCAUCAAGGACCAAAGCCAAUGUGGAUGUUGCUGGGCAUUUUCUGCUGUGGCAGCCAUGGAAGGCAUUACAAAGCUCUCAACAGGCAAGUUGAUCUCUCUUUCGGAGCAAGAAUUAGUUGAUUGUGACACGAGUGGUGAAGAUCAAGGCUGUGAAGGUGGCCUUAUGGAUGAUGCAUUUAAAUUCAUCAUAAAGAAUGGAGGCCUAACAACCGAAGCAAACUAUCCCUACCAAGGAGUGGAUGGCACUUGCAACAAUGGGAAGGCAUCUAACCAUGCAGCCAAGAUUACAGGUUAUGAAGAUGUUCCUGCCAACAGCGAGGAGUCGCUAAGAAAGGCGGUAGCCAACCAGCCACUUUCUGUGGCAAUUGAUGCCAGUGGAUCUGCCUUUCAGUUCUACUCAAGUGGGGUGUUUACAGGAGAUUGUGGAACUGAGCUAGAUCAUGGAGUUACUGCAGUGGGGUAUGGGACAAGUGAUGAUGGUAAAAAGUACUGGUUAGUGAAGAACUCAUGGGGAACUUCAUGGGGUGAAGAUGGAUACAUAAGAAUGGAAAGAGACAUUGAUGCUAAGGAAGGUCUUUGUGGAAUAGCCAUGGAGCCUUCCUAUCCAACUGCAUAAAUAGCAGCAAAGUAAAGAUGUGUGGACCUUAAAUUUCUAUUAUUGCCAGCUGCUGUGUGAAUGUAUAUAAAGUUUUACUGUGAUAAUGAAAUGGGUGAUUUUUCCUCUUUCAAUCUUUUACUUACACUCCAAGUCCAAGCAUCAAAGUUGCAUGCAAAGCCAUCAAUAUAUCUUCUCUGUGGAACAAGCAAAUUCAAUUUAAAAUGUAAAGUCUAGAAAAGCUGGUGGCUAUGUAAGAGAUUAAAUCCUAGGAAUUAUGGUUGCUGACAGAUAAUUUCAUAGCUACAAGCUCUAGAGUCCAAGUAU